AUGGAAGUGAUGGAAAUCGCUGGAAAAGAUCCACUAAGAGCUCCAAUAUCUCUUGCUCUAGAAAUAGAGUCUCAAGAACAUGCGCUUGGCCAAGUUCUUCUCUUACCGCAUGGAGUCUACAAGGAGCUCACUUGUGAGUUUUUGGCUUCAAUGAGGUUCACAAUAAAGAGCUCGAUCGAGCUGAGUUGGACCAAGGCUGGGAUGGAUCACGUUCUUGGCAAGGGAGAGAAAGAAGCUACUCUCCUACAAGACACGCCUAACACUAGGUUUCAAACGGGAAGGAAGCUUAGUGUUGGAGGAGUCAUCACGCCAAUCCUCUGUGCAGCUGGAGUCCAUUUGGACAAGAGAAGGUCUACUCCAGCAGGAUGGAUGGACAUCAAGUUUUGCAAGACCAACCUCCUCAUUGAACACAAGGAGUUGGAUGGGAGGUUCCAAUUCAAGUUCACACAUCCAUUGGCUGGCCCUUCCAAGCUUCUUCUGCCCAACCCUGAGCUCACCACGGUUCUAGGAGGUGACAACAUUGACUUCAGACCCCCUGUGUACACAUUAGUUGGGCAUGAAGAGGAUUUGCGAGAAGAGGAGCCUGAACUCGAUCGAGCUGAGGAUCGAGCUGAGGACAACGCUCAGUGA
Messenger RNA from Microthlaspi erraticum, 630 nucleotides. The record is from the annotation of a GenBank genome assembly. NCBI's taxonomy places the organism in Eukaryota, Viridiplantae, Streptophyta, Magnoliopsida, Brassicales, Brassicaceae.